This is a messenger RNA of Cajanus cajan (pigeon pea), 1831 nucleotides long. Its product is annotated as UTP--glucose-1-phosphate uridylyltransferase. NCBI's taxonomy places the organism in Eukaryota, Viridiplantae, Streptophyta, Magnoliopsida, Fabales, Fabaceae. The record is from RefSeq and is a predicted model, not a curated record. Gene Ontology annotation, molecular function: UTP:glucose-1-phosphate uridylyltransferase activity. Gene Ontology annotation, biological process: UDP-alpha-D-glucose metabolic process.
UGGCAUUGGCCUAACCGAAAAACCUCCGUAUAUAAAUAAACCGUUGCACACAUUGUUGAUUGUCCUAAAACUACACUCGGCAAGUUCCACCACCAUCACCUUGCUCUCUUUUUCACUUCGUAACUCUCGCACGCUCUUUUUCGCGCCUUUUCGAACCUUCCAUCUUCGGCGAUGGCCACCACCACGACCCUUAGCCCCGCCGAUGCCGACAAGCUCUCCAACCUCAAAUCCUCCGUUGCUGCAUUGAGCCAAAUCAGUGAGAACGAGAAGAACGGAUUCACCAACCUCGUCACUCGUUACCUCAGUGGCGAAGCACAGCAUGUUGAGUGGAGUAAGAUCCAGACGCCUACGGAUGAAGUAGUGGUGCCUUAUGACAGUUUGGCACCGACUCCUGAUGGUUCUUCGGAGGUGAAGAACCUAUUGGAUAAGCUUGUGGUGUUGAAGCUCAAUGGAGGCUUGGGGACAACUAUGGGUUGUACUGGCCCAAAAUCUGUCAUUGAAGUUCGUGAUGGUUUGACAUUUCUUGAUUUAAUUGUCAUACAAAUUGAGAAUCUCAAUUCCAAAUAUGGAAGCAAUGUUCCGUUGCUUUUAAUGAACUCGUUCAACACUCAUGAUGACACUCAGGCGAUUGUUGAGAAAUAUAAAAACUCAAAUAUUGAGAUUCAUACGUUUAACCAGAGUCAAUAUCCUCGAUUGGUUGUCGAUGACUUUUUGCCAUUCCCAUCCAAGGGGCAGACAGGCAGGGACGGGUGGUACCCUCCUGGCCAUGGAGAUGUCUUCCCAUCAUUAGUGAACAGUGGAAAGCUUGAUGCGCUAUUAUCACAGGGUAAGGAGUAUGUGUUUGUUGCCAAUUCAGACAACCUAGGUGCUGUAGUUGACUUGAAAAUCUUAAAUCAUUUGAUCCAGCACAAGAAUGAAUACUGUAUGGAGGUCACUCCCAAGACAUUGGCUGAUGUCAAAGGUGGCACUCUGAUUUCUUACGAAGGAAGGGUUCAGCUCCUGGAAAUUGCCCAAGUCCCAGAUGAGCAUGUCAGUGAAUUUAAGUCAAUAGAGAAAUUCAAAAUUUUCAACACAAAUAAUUUGUGGGUAAACUUAAAAGCAGUUAAAAGGCUUGUUGAAGCUGAUGCUCUGAAGAUGGAAAUUAUUCCCAAUCCAAAGGAAGUUGAUGGUGUAAAAGUUCUUCAACUGGAAACUGCAGCUGGUGCAGCAAUAAGGUUCUUUGACAAAGCUAUUGGAAUUAAUGUGCCUCGAUCCCGCUUCCUUCCAGUGAAGGCAACUUCAGACUUGCUUCUUGUCCAGUCGGACCUUUACACUUUGCAAGAUGGAUUUGUUAUUAGGAACCAAGCUAGGGCAAAUCCUGAAAAUCCUUCCAUUGAAUUGGGGCCAGAAUUUAAGAAGGUUAGCAACUUCUUGAGCCGGUUCAAGUCAAUCCCUAGUAUUGUUGAGCUUGACAGUCUAAAAGUGGCAGGGGAUGUAUGGUUUGGGCUUGGUGUAACUGUUAAGGGUAAAGCAAGUAUCCUUGCAAAACCUGAUGAGAAGCUUGAAAUACCUGACUAUGCUGUGAUUGAAAACCAGGAAAUUACUGGCCCUGAGGAAAUGCGAGGAAGGUGAUGAAUUGUGGAAUUCAUCUGAUUGUGUACAAUCUUUACAGUCUUCUACUAUAAUUUGAGUAUUGCAUCUAGUUUUAUAGGGUAAAAAAUAAGAAGGCGGUUUUUUCUGAGGAUGUCUGAACAUUUUGUACAUGGACUCAAUAAGGAUUAUAUUUUCUUUCCAUAUCGUAUCAAUCAACUAUAAAGUGUUUACUCCUUUAUUUUUAUAAAGCAAUUUGUGU